Molecule: messenger RNA, 3105 nt
Organism: Rhipicephalus sanguineus (brown dog tick)
Lineage: Eukaryota; Metazoa; Arthropoda; Arachnida; Ixodida; Ixodidae
Gene: Pabp2
Product: polyadenylate-binding protein 2-like
Exons: 1
Coding region: 248-922 (224 amino acids)
Molecular function (GO): RNA binding
Source: RefSeq, a predicted model, not a curated record
GAAUUUUUCCGCCACCAACAAGACAAAGGUUGCAUACGCGGUUUGUGUUGCAUUUGGAGUGUUUUCGUGGACGGCGUCUAGGGGGAAAAAAAAAAAAAAAACGCGUUUCAUGUGAACUGUAGUAGUGAACGCCUGUGCAACGCCAGCGAACGAAGAAGCAUCCGUGAGCCGGCGACGUGUUUCUUUUAAUUUACGUGCGCCCAGAAAGGAAAGAGUCAACAAAAAAAAACGGACACUUCGCGCAAGCAUGGCGGACAACCCCGUAGAGAACGGCGACGCCGAGACGCAAGAGAACGGCGAUCACCAGCACGACUCGACGGGCGGCGAGUUGUUGGACGAGAGCCUCGGGGACGAGCACAGCCUGGACGACCCCGAGCUCGAAGCGAUCAAGGCUCGCGUUCGCGAGAUGGAAGAGGAGGCCGAGAAGCUCAAGCAGAUGCAGAGCGAGGUCGAGAAACAGAUGAGCAUCAGCCCGGCCGGCGGCGGUUCGCUAGGCCUAACGCUCGAAGAGAAGAUCGAGGUUGACGCUCGCUCCAUCUACGUCGGAAACGUCGACUACGGCGCGACGGCCGAGGAACUCGAACAGCACUUCCACGGCUGCGGCUCCAUCAACCGGGUCACCAUCCUGUGCGACAAAUUCUCGGGUCACCCGAAAGGGUUCGCCUACAUCGAAUUCACGGACAAGGACUCGAUACAGACGGCCAUGGCCCUGGAUGAAUCCCUGUUCCGUGGCCGACAGAUCAAGGUGAUGACCAAGCGAACCAACCGACCGGGAAUCAGCACGACUAACAGGCCACCGCGUGGCCGUUUCCGCAGGCCCGGACGCGGCAUGUACUACGGAGGCGGCGGCGGCGGCGGUGGUUACCGCUUUCCACGGCGCGCCUACCGACCGCGUAGGGCGUCGUGGUUCUAUCCGUACUAGAAACACACAAAAAUGGCCGCGUUGUGCGCAUGUUCUGAUCCCUUUUUCUUUCUCUUUGCUUUGUUAGCCCCCCCCUUUCUCCGUUGCAUUCAUUCUGUCCCUUGGUAAAACACCCCUUACUCUUUUCUGCCAAACGUACCACCCCAGACACACUUGUCUCUCCACUGGCACCGCUCGAAGUGUUGCGCACUUGUGUGGAUGUAAAACGUGCAGGUGGGCUCUCUGUCUAGGCUUGCAAUUCUUUCUUGUGACGCAAUAAUCGCCGCUGCUCGUUGUGGCUCUCACACUGGUAGAAAGGUUUUGGAAUUUGGGGCUUGCAGCGCCGUCAGUUUGGUUCCUUGCAGGCCGAAGCUGCGUUUGCACCCUUGCAUGCAACGUAAGCGGCUCUUUGAAAGUCCCAUCCCGUUGCUGGCAGUGUCGCGAUGCCACUCGUUCAAAAUCGUACUGCUUGGAGUUCGAGAAGAACCGAGCGAAGCAGCUGCCCUGCGCGGCGUAUUUGGAGCGAACAGUCGUAGUUAUUUGAGACUUUAAAAAAUUUUCCAUUUUGUUAUAGGUUCAUUAGAGUGGUGGUCGUGAGGCUGCGAUAAAUUGGUGAAAUAGUUCGGCACCUAAAUUGGGGGAGGGGGGGGGGGUGUUGCAGGUGUUAGCACAGGCGAGACAAGUGUGUCUGGAGCUUUACAACAGAUCCGUGUGGCCGGUCCUCCGAGAAAAGGAGACUAGCCCUAAAUCGUCUAAAUCCAAGAGGUCGGUCUAGCGCACCAUUUCGCAUGCGCUUUUCAGAGCCCUGCUACUUGAAGACAGCGUUCGAUGUGGGUGCUGUACCUUGUACUCCAGGAAUCGGCUACAGGGAUUGUUAGGUGGUGUUGCCCUCCAAUAAAGCGGCUGCCUAGAGGUACCCCCGUGUCUAAGCAGUCACCAACUAGAGCACGGUUGAAGAUAUGCAGGAUUGUUGGACUGCGUUUGUAAGGUGGCCGUGUGAAACGCAUCUUUUAUUUUCUUCCAUGAAUUUCCCGGAGAGAAGCGUGUAUCACGGUGUGCCGACACGCCCGAAUGUUGCUUUAUUGAGGUCGACAGGGAGGCUUGUGCUUCCGGGUUGGUUUGGCCGCCGUACAACAAUCCAUCUCAUCCGUAUCCCUCGCAGAGGGACGAGAAAGCUCUGCGAGUUCGACAAGUAGUUACUGGCCGUACAUGUGCCGAAGGUUUCAACUCGCUUGGGGGCAGGCGUGCAGUGUGACUCGUUCUUCGUCGUGCCGUGCGUCGUUUCUUCGUCAUUUCUUUUGCUUCGGGCUGUCGUCUUCCCUCGCUUCUUUCUUUCGUCCAGCUACUACAUAACUCUUUCUUUUUUUUUUUACUCUGCAUCGUUUGGUUUCGUGUUAUUAAUGCGCGAGCAUCGUCCCCGACUCUGAAACCGAGGACAAAAGCUGAGAGUGAAAAAAAACUUUCUUGUUGUUGUGUUCACAUUGCUUGUAAAGUCAUUCCCGCGACAUUGCAACGAGGAAAAAAAAACGCAUCAUCACAACGUAUUGUGGGGUCUGGGAGGGGCAAAAAGUUGAAAAUAUAACAAAAAAAGGCAGUCGCCAGCGCAUGAAACGAACCUGGGUCAAUGACUGUGGGGUAGUCUACGCGGGCUCUUGUGAAUUCGGAUGGCGCAAUGACAAAACAUGACCUACCAAGUCGUGUCAGACGGGCACGUUGCAUGCGAUGGUGGCUGCUGAAAAUUUCUCAUCGGCGUUUGCGAAUGGUGUGUCGCUCGUUUUACUUUUGGUUGAUGGUGAGGGAUAAAGGGUGAAAAAAAAAAGGCCUUUGCAUCGAUUCCUGCUGUCAUGUUUCGUGUGCGCGUUUUUCUGUUCUCCUGGGAUAGAUCAAGGUGCUCUUUUUAUUUUUGUGCGAAUUUCUUUUUCCUCCAUACUUUAUUGUUUUGAGUGUGUGAAUCUGCUGCAGCGAAGCACGCGUUUCAUCCGUUCUUUCACCGUUUGUGUGGACUGUGAAAAAAAAAAAAAAUGGCGAAUUGCCGAGAGAGCAGCGUGAAAAAAGUUAUCGUCGAAGGACAGUGCGGAAGAAAAGAAAAAAAAAUGCAGACUUGAAUAUGUACAGAAAGUUGCCCAAAAGAAAAAAAAAUGAGAGGGCUUUUCAAACCAUGAUACAAAAGUUUCAUCUUUCAAAAAUAAAAAAAGAAAAUGAUC